AUGAUCUCGCGCCUGCGACUGGGCGGCUCGGCCAGCACGAGCGCGAGCAAUGGCGCGCCCAGCGCGAGCUCCGGUCUCUUUGGUGCGGCGGCGUCGGCCAUGAGCAGCAUCAGCGGCGGCGGAAGUCUUCUGCCGGGCAACAGCAGCGUCGAGAACGCGGCCGCAGCGGCUGCAGCGAAUCACGCGUCGAGUACCAGUGCUGCUACUGUCUCGGGCGCUACAGCUGGGGACACGACGUCGACCAAUGGCAAAGCUACUGGUGGAGGAUUCUUUGGCGUCUCCCGCAUGGUGGCGCUCGUGAAUUCAGCAAACCGGAGUCUGCAGUCGCUGCAAGGCACGACAGCAGGUCCUGGGGGUAAAGCAGGUUUACAAACACGAGGGUCGGGGUUGCAAGAUGUCGACCGAGAUGGCCAAGUAGCUGUCGAGAUUUUUGAGAACGAACGUCUGGAAGGGAAGUUGCAGGCAAUGGAUCCGAAACGCUUUAGUGAUCACCAUGCAGCACCAGGUGCUGGACACGAUGAAAGGCCGGAAGGAGAUCUUCCAGCUGGUCAUGAGUGGGUGAGCGACUGGGAGAUUGACCGAAACUAUACAGCAGUGGACCGCGACGGUUGGACGUAUGCAGCCGAUUUCGUCGAGAUUGUGCGUUUGCUCGGUGAUGACCUCAGUCACGCCUCGCGUCAUCCCACUGAUGCAGUGCGUCGUCGUCGAUGGAUCCGCUAUCGUCAGCUCGUGGACGAAAAUGCGCCGCAGUCGCCCACAGAAGCAGGUGGAGCUAAGUCGUUAGCUUCUUCUGUGAACACAAGCAACUGGGCCGACUCAACAAAUGGACAAGGCAACGACUACAUGAUAGAAGAUAAUGACGACCCGUUUAUGCGCACGGCUCAAAAGACCCAGACGGGGUUCCGCGUGAACGUGACUUUUGCACACCGCGGAAAAAAAGACAACACAAAAGACUACCAGAGCAUCAGUCUGACGGACGUCAUGUGGCUUGUGAAUGCGCAUGAUGUGACGAUUGCACCUACUGAAGAAUUGAUGCGCGAGAAGACUGCAAACCUCGAGGAACAGAUCAAGGAGGCCACUAUGCGGUCAAAGUCGCUGGAGAAAGAGCUUCGUGCUCAGCACGAUAAGCAGAGUAAGGAGCUUGUCGUACAGCAAAAGAAGUUUGACGCGCUUGUGGCGCAGUACAAGAAGGUGCAAGCGGAAAAUGAAAAGCUCCAAGUCACUGCGUCGGAACAUUGUAUUAAGGUGGAAGCGCUGCGCAAAGAAGCGACUGAAAAAGACAUGCUGGCGAACGAAGAACAACGCGCGCUUAACGCCGAGACAGCAGCGCAAAAUCAAACGCUCGAAGAAAAAGCCAAAGCUCUUGCAACUGCGCGCAUGCGCUACAAGCGUGACAACAAGCGACUCGCCAUGGCAGUGGAGGAAGCGAAGAAACGUCUCGAGCAGCACAAGGCCCAGGCCAACAUGGAUUCGCAGGACCCUGUGGCCAAGGAUUUGAAAGCGGAAAUGGACAAGGUGCGGCAGCUUUACGCCAAGUUGGAGGCGGUGCGUCAGCACCGUCUAGUCGUGGAGGAGGAGAGCAAGGCGUUGUUCAACCAAGUGGUCGAGAAGAAAGCUGACUUGAAGUUCAAGUCCAAAAAGAAGAUGGAGACAGCUUUGAGCGAAGUGGAUGCAAAGAUCAGUACCCUGAAGAAGGAGCAAGCGUCGCUGUCGAAGAGCCUGGCGCAAAAACCCGAGGGCGAUGCUCUACGCAAGAUAAAUGCCCGAAGGAACGACAUCAGAAGUGAAAUUGGUGCAUUGAAAGAGAGACGGACCAUGCUGCUCGCAGAGAAGCGGAAGCAAGAUGGCGUCGAGCUGUAG
Messenger RNA from Hyaloperonospora brassicae, 1860 nucleotides. Lineage: Eukaryota; Oomycota; Peronosporomycetes; Peronosporales; Peronosporaceae. The record is from the annotation of a GenBank genome assembly.